AUGCCCAGCUCUUCUCCCGACUCAGCCGCAGACACGUCUCCUGCAGCAGAACAUACGCGCAGGAGAGCAUACAAGGCUUGUCUUCACUGCCGAAAUGUGACUUGGGAGACAUCGCGUGCCCUGGACAGCCUCCGUGCGCGCGGUGUAGGCGCGAGAGACGGGAAUGUAUCUUUGCGCCGUCCUACAGAGGCGGACGAAUCGUCAGAAAGUCGAACGCUGACACAGAUAGGAAUGCGGACGCUCGAGGACCUGUACAAAUUGGAUGGCGGACUGCUCUCUCUGGCUUGUACUUUCACGUUCUCAACAUCAGACAUCGACAUCGAUGCAGAGAUCGAGCAGGAUGUCAAUGCUCGAUCUGACUCCGAAGGUCCACCUCGUAAAGCAAUGAGACUCGACUCCUCUGCCUCCGGAUCCGAGAACGCAGGCGACAGGGAUCGCGUCGAUCCACAAAGCCUUGCAGCCGCAUCACUUCGCAAUCCUACCGAUGCACUUAAUUUACUGGCUCUUGCGGCAGACGUCGACCGAAAGAAUAAGUCAAAACGUCGCGCUAGCAUCAGUGAACCAGUCUCUGCAGAGUCGCCCACACACGGACACGAUGGUACAUCCGAAGCUGACCAUACUCGGGGCUCCGGGCUGAAAUCCGAAGAUGGUUCCAUUUCAUGCGGUGCCCAUUCCCACCAACACAGUCAUGCACAUCGCGCACCAACGCCACCAUCGCUCUCCACAUAUGCACUCGUGCGGGAUCGCGUCCUCACUCCGAGUACCCUUAAUACUCUCGUCUCGCAUUACUUCUCAAAUGCACAUGCCGUCUUUCCGAUGGUCCCACAUCACCAUAUUCCGCGCUGUUUCACCGAGCUAGCACGUUUCGCUGCAGAUGAAGCGCCUCUCCUUACUGCGAUAGUUGUUAUCGCAUCACGCCAAGAGAAAAUGUUUGAUGUACAUUCGAGGAGUUGGGAGUACAUGCAAACCCUUAUCAACGAACUUAUUCUUGGGAAAUAUGCAUCUGUUGGUGCCGUGGAGGCGCUGCUCCUCUUAUCAGAAAAUCUGCCUCGGCGAACUGAGGCCGCGACUGAAGACGAUGAGCACCGAAUGGCAUGGAUGCUUGUCGGAAUGGCCGUGCGAAUAGGGUAUAUGCUCGGAUUAGAUCAGAAGACACUCCGACCGCUAUCUCCUGGAGUUGAAGAUAAUGGCGAGAAGGAUAACGAUUCAGGUGCUCGGAGCGAAAACGAAAAACUUGACAGAGAUCGAUUGGCAUGGACUUAUUGUUAUAUCUUCGAUAGAAGUAUUUCAAUUCGCUCGGGAAAGGCGUUCUGGAGCAGAGGCCCGGGUCUGUGCUUUCAACGCACACAUAGCGGAGCCGUACCCUCUGCGUCAGAAACCUUCCCAUCUCUACGUGAAAUCGCUGGCCUUCAGGACGACUUCUCCGCCAUGCUCCAAGCGUACACGGAACUAACCCAGACGAUGGCUUCCGCGCAUGAUGUGUUAUAUCCAUCGAAAGAUAGGACGAUAGCGCUCGUGCGCGUCGGAGAUUACCACAAAUACCUCGACGAGCUAACACGAAGUAAGAAUGGCUUCCGCCUGAACUGGGAAGGGAAGAAGUGGGAGACAGCUAUCGUGCACGAAUGCGUUUGGUUGUCUUUCCAUUACACACGGCUAUACAUCUACGCUUUCGCCUUCCAAGCUCACGUCCAAAGAAACACGUCAACAACAGAAGACGGCAAGAAAGUUGCGGAUAGUAUCAUAUUCCCGCGUGGUCCGAUGGGUAGUCCGGAUGCUCGAUUUAUCCUUGAGGCUAUUGAUGCUGCGACGGAAUUACUGCAUAUAUGUGUGGAGAGACUGCAUCCAAGCGGUGUGAUGACUUAUUUACCUUGGAGAUUUUUCUUGUAUUUUCAAUAUGCGGGCGUUUUUCUCCUGAAGGCCGUGUUCGUCGGCGCCGUCGUUCCGCAGGACCAACGAGCAAUCGUGCAACUAGUCAAAAAAGUGAUUGUCUGUCUCGCUUGUGCGAGCUCAGACGAUCAGCACUCAGGCGUGCGUUACGCGCGUCUACUGAAUGGUCUUCUAAAAGUAUUCAGUCGUGGAGUCGACGGAGUCGCGUCUCAAGUUGGUACACCGAAAAGAAGAACAAUAGGCCUUCCUUCGAGCACGUCGUCGUCAGCAAGUCCACGCAAAGAUAAUGAUACGCCUCCAAAAAUGGGUUUCAACGUGGCGCAGGCAAAAGACAUGGAGUUAGAUCCCGCAGCGCCUAUGGCGAACCCUACUACACCCAUCAUCGCAACUCCUUCACUCACUUCGGGUCAUCUCGUGAAAUCCGUUAACUCAUCGAUGUCUCAUGAUGUCCCCCUUCAUCACGUACACAGUCCAGCAACCGAAGCUGUCCUCGCACACUUGCCUAUGCCUCGAUUAGACGCCAGUGUGGGCAAGUUUGCUGACAGAGGCAAUACCUCCUCUCACGCUAUGCAUGCUGGACAAUCAUUACACCAACCAAUUGCGACGGAUGCACUCUUCGGAAGUAGCCAAAUGAACGCAACAAGCUCUACUUCACGAUAUACGAGCAGUCUUACCUCACCGCCGUACCAUCGCGGACCCACACAUUUGCACCAUAGACAACACUCCCGUUCACAAGCGCAGCUCUACCCACCAUCCCACCCUUCCUCACGAGCUGUCAGCACAAACGGGUAUACAAACGGCGUGAAUGUCGACGUCGCAAACUCCGGUCCGGGUCCCACAGGUCACACUCCCACCCCAAAUCCCGGUCCGACACCCGGUCCAUCGGCAGGUCCAGCUCCCGCAUCAGCAUUCGACAUAUAUCAAAUGAGCCCCUCAACAGGCGCGAACCUCAACCUCUCGCAAUUCGAUCUGAACUGGCCACCGACGGAGGUAGACGGCCUAGCUCAGAUGUUAGCAGAUGACCAUGCAUUGGACGGGGAUUUUUGGAUGUCGUUGCCUAGUCAUGUUCACUGGCAGGCUUGGCCGCAGAGUGGAACGGGUGGUGGCGGGAGUGGGACGCCUGCACCGCCUGCGUCUUUGAUGAGCUGACCCGAGUGAACUUCUUGUUUGAUUGGUCGGUUUGUAUGUAUGUACAUGGUUUUCUGGUUAUUCGGAUUUCUUGGGUAAAAGGGAUUUUGCGAAUGGAACUGUUGGUUGGUAAAGGAAUUUGUAUUUCUGGCUGUGUACUUCGCAUAGACGUUGGAUUUUCCGUUUCGCUAUUGUUGUUGUAUGCAUCCGUUGUUUGUAUGUGUACUUUGCUCUGCUUUGCUUAUUUUUCGUGUUUUCCGAGUCGUUUGGUUCUGGAGUAAUAUUGCGAACAGUACUAGUGCUCUGAUAUAGACUUCAUUUUCG
Messenger RNA from Fomitiporia mediterranea MF3/22, 3339 nucleotides. RefSeq lists its product as uncharacterized. Bases 1 to 3036 code for a protein of 1011 amino acids. The record is from RefSeq and is a predicted model, not a curated record. The transcript has 16 exons. Gene Ontology annotation, biological process: DNA-templated transcription. Lineage: Eukaryota; Fungi; Basidiomycota; Agaricomycetes; Hymenochaetales; Hymenochaetaceae. Gene Ontology annotation, cellular component: nucleus. Gene Ontology annotation, molecular function: zinc ion binding; DNA binding; DNA-binding transcription factor activity, RNA polymerase II-specific.